Messenger RNA from Aphanomyces astaci, 1359 nucleotides. RefSeq lists its product as hypothetical. NCBI's taxonomy places the organism in Eukaryota, Oomycota, Saprolegniomycetes, Saprolegniales, Verrucalvaceae. The transcript has 6 exons. The coding region runs from base 54 to 1268 and encodes 404 amino acids. Gene Ontology annotation, molecular function: protein-arginine omega-N symmetric methyltransferase activity. Gene Ontology annotation, cellular component: mitochondrion. The record is from RefSeq and is a predicted model, not a curated record.
UGCGGACGCUCCGACACGUCCAUGGGGCCAGUGGCGGUGGCCAUCGUCGGCAAAUGUCGAUGCUCACGCGUGACUACAUCCACAAAUGUCUGUACAGCAAGGAAGUCGGGUACUUCACAUCCGAGAAGAGGGAGGUGUUGCAUGCACCAAAGGAACCCAUGGCGUUCCACGACUUUUGGGGAAAGCGUGAGUACAAGGCGGCAUUGGCCAAGCUAUACCAGGCAGACAAGGAGGCGUGGAUGACGCCUGUGGAAGUGUUUUACCCGUACUAUUCGCACGCGAUCGCGAAUUACAUGCUCAUGUCGCCAUUCACAACGGACAAAUUGUCGAUUUACGAGAUUGGCGGCGGGGCUGGCACCAAUGCCAAGUGCAUCCUCGACUACAUUCAGGAGCAAGCGCCGGCGCUUUACGAACACACGACGUACACGCUGAUUGAAAUCUCGCCGCGGAUGGCCGCUCGGCAACGCGAGCGCAUCAAAGACCAUGCGGGGGUCGCCACGGUGAUCAACACGGACAUCCUGACGUACUCGGCGCAGUUUCCAGCGUUCAAGGACUCGUGCUACUUUGUGGCGAUGGAGGUGCUGGAUAACCUUCCGCACGACAAGGUCUUGCAGGACGGCGGCGAGUGGUUCGAGACGUGGGUCGAUCCCACAACGCUGUCGGAACAGCGCCGGCCGCUCGAGGACCCCCUCGUCCGCCAAACACUUGACCAUUUUCCAAUCGACUUGCCUUUGCGCGAGGGGUACAAGCCUGCGACACGCUUCGUUCGCAAAGCGAUGGGCAUGGCCGACAAGACGCUGCACUCUGCAUUUGUCCCUACCGGCGCCAUGCAACUGCUCCACACCCUCCACACGAGCUUUCCAAAGCACCAUCUCAUCGCGGCAGACUUCGACGAACUCCCGGCGCCAUCGCUCGACGCUUCUUCGUCGCAUCCGCUCUUCCACCACCCCCGCAGCCCCACGUCCACCGCAUCCGGCCCUCUGCAUGCCGCCAAUGCGCCGCUGGUGGCGUCCAAAACGGCCGGCGUGACAUGCGACCACGAUACGUACCUGGUGGAAGGAGGCAUCGCGGACGUGUUCUUUUCGACUGACUUUGUCAAGCUCAAGCAUGCGUACUGCCUCGCGCAGCACCGCCAGGCCCAUCAAGUGUCGAUCGUGAAGUCGAGUGCGUUUCUGCAGGAAUUUGCUGACACGGCGAAAACGCGCACGAUUCUCGGGUACAACCCCCUGCUUGAGGACUACGCCAACACGAGCUUUAUUUUGAGCUAAGUUAGUUGGAACACCAAAUAACGUGUGUACUUGCAUACUAUAGUCGUUGUGGUCAUGAUAUUAUUGUAAUCGAAUCGCGCCGACCAAACCG